AUGACAAUCCGUCAACAAUAUGCAAAUGAAGAAUUGGUUCAUAAACUUCGUUCGAUGCUGAAUGACUUGCCAACACUUCGAACACGUGCGAUGAAAAAAUUAGAACAUUGGCGGGAAGCAGCCAUUAAACGACUUCUAGCUCGACAACGUGAAUUAGAGAAGACUCUUUUAGAUAAAUUCGAACGACUCGAAUUUGAUACUCAACUAUUCGUGGAAAAGACCGAACGAAAGCGUGCGCAAAACCAACGACGUUGGCAAAGCGAACCAUUAGAUUACUUAAACAAAAGUGAAAUCGACCGUAUAUCUACAAGUUUACGUUCGAUACGAGAAGAAUUAGAACAAUCGAAGUUAAUAUUAGCCGGAAAUCUUACAAAUGAUAACAUAGGUGAACUGCCAUCGGAAACCGUUCGACACGAGAAAUUAGCGGAAACAUCAGCGCGCUAUGCAGAUCAUAUAUCACCGAAAACAGCUGUACAUAAAAAUUAUAAUUCAUCUUCAACUGAUAACGACCUUAAUUUAGAAUUAAAACGUGUUCUAGAGAUAUGUACCAGUCCUCAAUGUUCAUCGACGUCAUUGUCGGCCGAUGAGCAAACGCCUUUACAAUCCCUCGAUAGUGUCGAGCACUGCAAUGAUGCGAAAGCGAAACAAACAAUGCCGACAAAAACAGGUACAACAUACUCACAGAAACGCCCAGAUGAUAGAAGUCGUCGACAUGCACGUAUCAUAACAAACGUUCUAUCGGAACAACAAGAAAACGAAAUAUCAUCGCCAACGGCGUCAUCAACAGCCACUACAACAACAACUGCAUCGAAUAAUAAUCAUGAAACGUUUCCGCUUGAAUCAUUUGAUGAUUCCAUGAGGCGUUUUCAACGAUUACGCGAAGUACAACAAAAUCUACGUUAUAAAUACGAUGAACCAUCACCUCCGCUGGCGAAAGUGGGAGUAAUUACUCAGCCGAUCAACAUACCGAUCGAACGUAUCAUUACGCCGACAUCCUCGAACGAGAACAAUGUUAGUCAUCAGCAACGUCAACGUGACCAUGAUGUCAAUACGAGCAACAGAACACGUGAUCGAAAGUAUCGUUCGAAAACGUUGGAAGGAAAUCAAUUACGUGCGGUGGAUAAUCAAAUCUAUGGAUGUUCAACAUCGUCAUUAGCGUCAAAAGCGAUACAAGAUACACGUAAUCGAGGUGAUUUACAUCGGCAUCGCUCGCACCGCUUAUCAUUUCGUCGUUCGACGGAUGAUGUUCGAAGUGCACAACUACAUCUACGACGACAUCUCGAUGUCAAUGACUCAAAUUUGAACGAUAUAUGGUUAGAAAUUGGACAAGAACAUUGGACGAACUUGUUAGAAAAUGGUUGGAGACCAACGACAGGCACGGCAGGAGUCAAUCUUGUUUCAUUUGCUGAUUCAGAUGAUUAUGGUUCGAGUAAACAAACAACAGACGAGAAUUCAGUAGUUGACCUUUAUGAACAAAUAACACGAAACGAAUACAUAUCCCUAUUCGAGAAAUUGGGCUUUAGUUACGGACGAACAAUUGAUUUAGGAAAUGAAUUUUGGCGCUUUCUAGAAAUUAGUGGCAGUCAACAUCUAUGUCUGUAUCACCAGCUUAACAAACAAUUUAUCUUAUUCAAACCAGAUACUUCUCUUUUAUCAUUCCAAUGGCCAUAUGAUGGCAUCAUUGAUAUAUCAUGGUCCAAAUCUAACAAUACCUGGGUAGUAGCAACACAAACACAAAUAACAAUAUGCAAUCGUUCAUUCAGCAAAGUUCUACAGACAGUGAACAUCAAUGGCGAUUGGCCAAAACGUAUCACAUCAUGUCGAUCGUCUAUAUUUCACACUUACAAACUUCCGGCAUCAUCAAAUGCAAAAACAUUUAUUUCAGCUUACAGUCGUUCAUCUUACAAAGAUCGUCCACAAUUUCUUCUUGAGCGUUACGAUUACAAAUUGAAAUCGAUAUGUAAACAUAUUCUCGAAUCGUCCACCAUCUGGGACAUCGAAGCAGACGAUCUAACCGAUCAUUUAGCUGUUCUAUGCGAUUUUGCUCUACUUAUAUUCGACUAUCAACUGAACUUAUUACGUCAAAUUGAAGUAACUGGUUUCAAAGUAAGUACAGAUCAUUUUGGCGGUUGGUUAAUUGCGGAUUAUAAUGCAUCGUGUAUAUGGCAAAUACGACGAAAUGAAUAUUUAAAAGCGAUUAAAAUCUUGAACGUCGAACGGCCAUGGUCAGUUAUUCUUGAUCGAACAAAUUGGACAUUAGUAACACUGAGUGAAACAACAAAUCGCGCAAAACGUUUAUUAUUCUAUACAAUGAAAAAUAUUCCCGAAACGCUUCUGCAAACUGAUUUAUCUUGCGCACAGUCUCAAUUGUCAAUGUCUUCAUCAUCAUCGAUAUCCGAAUCGUUACUAUAG
Adineta ricciae is the source of this 2412-nucleotide messenger RNA. Lineage: Eukaryota; Metazoa; Rotifera; Eurotatoria; Adinetida; Adinetidae. The record is from the annotation of a GenBank genome assembly.